GCAUCCUUAUCUCAUAGAUAAAUCCUGCUUCAACACGUUCUUCAACUUUGAGGAUAUGCAAGAGAUCACCCAGCACUUUGCUGUCUGUCAUGUUGAUGCCCCAGGCCAACAAGAAGCAGCACCCUCCUUCCCAACAGGGUAUCAGUACCCUACCAUGGAUGAGCUAGCUGAGAUGCUGCCUCCCGUUCUUACACACUUAAGUGUGAAGAGCAUCAUUGGUAUCGGAGUUGGAGCAGGAGCCUACAUCCUCAGCAGGUUUGCACUCAAUCAUCCAGAGCUGGUAGAAGGUCUUGUGCUCAUUAACAUUGACCCGUGUGCUAAAGGCUGGAUUGACUGGGCAGCUUCCAAA
This is a messenger RNA of Grammomys surdaster, 349 nucleotides long. RefSeq names its product protein NDRG3-like. The record is from RefSeq and is a predicted model, not a curated record. Lineage: Eukaryota; Metazoa; Chordata; Mammalia; Rodentia; Muridae. Gene Ontology annotation, biological process: signal transduction. Gene Ontology annotation, cellular component: cytoplasm. The annotation marks the transcript as partial. The transcript is spliced from 4 exons.